GCCAUCUGUCCGUGUGUUAUCUUUCUUAGAAGCUACAGCAACCCUGAAACUGAAGGACAGCUUCUGAAUUCCUUUGCCCAGUAUUUUGGUGACAGCCUUGGGAGCAAGACUAAAAGAAUGCCUUUGAUAGAAGAAACUGUCCUGCCUGGGGACCCUCUGCUCACUCUGCCUGUAGUAAUAAUAGGGAAUGGGCCUUCAGGAAUUUGCCUUUCCUACCUGCUGUCUGGCUACAGGCCAUACUUGUCUCCGGAGGCUGUGCAUCCCAACCCCGUGCUGCAUGCGAAGCUGGAAGCAGCUCGGCAUCUUUCCAUCGUUGACCAAGACCUGGAGUUCCUGGCGGAGGGGCUGGAAGGGCGCUCCCCCAACCCYGUGGCCGUGCUCUUCGACACGCUGCUGCAUCCCGACGCCGACUUCGGCUACGGCUACCCGCCCGUUCUGCACUGGAAGCUGGAGCAGCACCACUACAUCCCCCACAUGGUGCUUGGCAAAGGACCACCUGGUGGGGCCUGGCAUUCUAUGGAAGGCUCUAUGUUAACAAUUAGUUUGGGGGACUGGAUGGAAUUGCCUGGACUUGCAUUUAAAGAGUGGACAGCCAACAAGCGCAGAAACAUGAAGAGCGACCGAGUAAUGCCAGAGGAAAUAGCUUGUUACUAUAAGCACUAUGUCAAAGUCAUGGGCCUCCAAAAGAAUUUCAGAGACAAUGUUUACAUCACGUCAGUAGCCAGGCUUUAUCGAGGGACCGACGAUGAAGAUGAAAGUCAACUAAAUGAAAAUAUUUCCACCCAGCGUUUACAGAUGGAACUGGAAGAGGGACAGAAGUCGCUGAUUAAGAGAAACUGGGAAGUCAGAGGCUAUCAGAGAGCAGCGGAUGGUUCUCACGUGCCAUUCUGCCUCUUUGCUGAGAACGUGGCCCUCGCCACUGGCACCUUUGACUCCCCCGGCCGGCUACAGGUGGAGGGAGAGGACUUUCCUUUUGUGCUUCAUUCCAUGUCUGACUUUGGAGCUGCCAUAAGCAAAGGCAAACUGCGUGGCAAGGCCGACCCCGUGCUGAUCGUGGGCGCGGGGCUCACGGCGGCUGAUGCCGUCCUGUGUGCCUACAACAACAACCUCCCCGUGCUCCACGUGUUCCGCAGGAGGGUCACCGACACCAGUCUCAUUUUCAAGCAGUUGCCCAAAACGCUCUAUCCCGAGUACCACAAAGUCUAUCACAUGAUGUGCACUCAGUCGCAUUCUGUGGAUUCCAGCCUGCGUUCUGCUUACACCAGUUUCCCCGAACACCACGUGCUUUCCUUCAAGCCUGAAAUGAAAUGUGUUCUUCAGAGUGCCUCCGGACUGAAGAAAAUCUUGAAGUUUUCUGUAGCCUUAGUUCUCAUAGGGUCUCACCCAAAUCUCUUCUUUCUGAAGGACCAAGGGCAAGGCAUAGGGCAUCACACCAAUCAGCCCAUCACGUGCAAGGGGAACCCCAUCGAGAUCGACCCGUAUACGUACGAGUGCACCAAAGAGGCCAACCUCUUUGCUUUAGGUCCUCUGGUUGGAGACAAUUUUGUACGGUUUUUAAAAGGAGGCGCGUUGGGCAUUACGCGAUGCUUGGCGAUAAGACAAAAGAAGAAGCAUGAACUGAUGGAAAGCAGGGAUGGAGGAGGUGAUGGGGUACCGUAGGGGAGCAUUAGGAACCGUCACGUAUGGAAUUACAGGUGGAGUUGAACAGCCUCCCAACAGAAGCCAUUAGCAGUCACAUUUUUGUUGUGUGCAAGUAACCUGCACUUGUAUUGCUCAGUAAAGGAUGCUGUUACUACARUGCUUCAUCUUUCCACAAUACAGCAAUUGGUCGGCUGUUGCAGCUGAUCCCUACUCGACUGGAGUAGCUCCCAGAUAAACAGAAAACGAGACUAACUUGUAGUGACCUGCCUGUCAUCUCUUGCUGAGCUAAAAGAGCAGGAUUCCUCUGGGAAAAAUGAGCCUGCCACCGUGGCUUUGCAUUUCAGUGUCAGAUCCCGCAAAAUAUUCUUAGCCUGAAAUUCAGCUAACUUCUAAAAGCAGAAAGCUGUCAUAGUAUAAGAUGAUUCUUGGUCCCAAAGCAAGUUGGGAGCCUUCUGUUUGAAACAACGAUGUUAUUUAUUUGCCACAGUAACAACAGUAAUAAUUACUCUGAGCACAUAGGGAAAUGGCCUUUACUAAAGGAAGAUUUCUGUAAGCAGAGGCAUAUUGCUCAUCAGGUAUAAAUUAUCCUCUUGGAGAAAUGGAAUAAAAGAAUAAGCCUUGCCCUUUACUGCAUGAUUUGUCAGUCCAUUGGUGUUCUCUCCAUGGUAUGCCUGGAGUUGGGGCAGAACAGAGAUGCACCCAGAGGUGUGUUCCCCUGCAGUGCUAUGUACCUUCUCCGAAUACUGAUGGACACCAACAAUGAAGUGCUGAUGGAAGUGCUCUUAGCACAGUGUCAAUAUGCUGAGUAUCUAAUGUUCUACUGAAAAAAAAAAAAUGCUGGAAAGACAAGUGCAGAAAAAAAGUGUAGGAGAAGUUUCCUCUGUGCUCAGUUCAGGAAGGCUGAGGGAGAUGGCUUGGCUGAUGAGCGAGAGAUACUCUCACUUUCCAUUUGACCAAACUUUGGUUAUUUCUCUCCUUUUUUUUGUUUGUUUGUUUAUGGAGCAGCAUAUAAUAUUAAAACUACUUUAGUCUGCAGUUUUUGAAACUCAGGGAUUAUUCUCUGUAGUGAGGUAAGGAACCACUGGUUAGAAAAUGGUUAGGUUGUCUUUUGAAUUCAUGGCUGUGUGCUUGGUUUUCGUUGAUUCAUUCCAAAUGUUUUAAGUCAGGCCCAGUGUAAUAAAACAGCUCUUAUCCACUUAAAUUCCCUGCUGUGGGUGCUUUUGUGU
Molecule: messenger RNA, 2867 nt
Organism: Nothoprocta perdicaria
Lineage: Eukaryota; Metazoa; Chordata; Aves; Tinamiformes; Tinamidae
Gene: OSGIN2
Product: oxidative stress induced growth inhibitor family member 2
Exons: 6
Coding region: 118-1659 (513 amino acids)
Source: RefSeq, a predicted model, not a curated record